Myotis brandtii (Brandt's bat) is the source of this 2731-nucleotide messenger RNA. RefSeq names its product intercellular adhesion molecule 5, telencephalin (gene ICAM5). The record is from RefSeq and is a predicted model, not a curated record. NCBI's taxonomy places the organism in Eukaryota, Metazoa, Chordata, Mammalia, Chiroptera, Vespertilionidae. Gene Ontology annotation, cellular component: membrane. Gene Ontology annotation, biological process: cell-cell adhesion. The annotation marks the transcript as partial. The transcript has 12 exons. Gene Ontology annotation, molecular function: integrin binding.
GGGCCCUUGCCAGGGCUGCUCCGGGCGCUGCUCGGCCUCUGGGUUGCCCUGGGCCUGGGGCUCAUCGGCCUCUCAGCGGUCGCGCAGGAGCCUCUCUGGGCGGACCUGCAGCCCCGCGUGGCGCUCGUGGAGCGCGGGGGAUCGCUGUGGCUGAAUUGCAGCACCAACUGCCCGCGGCCCGAGCGCGGAGGCCUGGAGACCUCGCUGCGCCGGAAUGGGACCCAGAGGGGUUUGCGCUGGCUGGCGCGGCAGCUGGUGGACAUCCGAGAGCCAGAGACCCAGCCUGUCUGCUUCUUCCGCUGCGCCCGGCGCACACUGCAGGCUCGUGGGCUCAUUCGUACUUUUCAGCGGCCUGAUCGUGUAGAGCUGAUGCCCCUGCCUGCCUGGCAGCCUGUCGGCGAGAACUUCACCCUGAGCUGUAGGGUCCCUGGCGCUGGGCCCCGUGGGAGCCUCACAGUGACCCUGCUGCGGGGCGCCCGGGAGCUGGUCCGCCGCGCGGAGCUGGACCUGCGGCCCCACGGCCUGGGGUUGUUUGAAAACCGUUCGGCCCCCAGAAUGCUCCGAACCUUCGCACUGUCUCCGGAGCCCCCGCGCCUCGCUGCCCCCCGGCUCUUGGAAGUGGGCUCGGAAAGCCCCGUGAGCUGCUCCCUGGACGGGCUGUUUCCAGCCUCGGAAGCCCGGGUCUACCUGGCGCUGGGGGCCCAGAGGCUGCAUCCGGACAUCACCCUCGAGGGGGACGCGCUCAGGGCCGCUGCCACAGCCACGGCGAGCGCAGAGCAGGAGGGCGCCUGGCAGCUGGGCUGCAGCGUGACCCUGGGGCGCGAGAGCCGCGAGACCUGGGAGAACGUGACCGUCUACAGCUUCCCCGCGCCCCUCCUGACCCUGAGCGCGCCCAGCGUCCCCGAGGGGGAGACGGUGACAGUGACCUGCGCUCCUGGGGCCCGAGCUCUGGUCACUCUGGACGGAGUUCCGGCCGCAGCCCCGGGACAGCCCGUCCAGCUCCAGCUAAACGCCACUGCGAACGAUGACAGACGCAGCUUCUUCUGCGACGCCACCCUCGAGGUGGACGGGGAGGUCCUGAGCAAGAAAGAGAGCACCGAACUGCGAGUCCUAUACGCUCCCCGGCUGGACGAUUCGGACUGUCCCCGGAGCUGGACGUGGCCCGAGGGCCCAGAGCAGACGCUGCGCUCUCGCGCACUGGCCGGCACUUACCGGUGCACCGCGGCCAAUGUCCAGGGCGAGGCGGUCAAGGACGUGACGCUGACAGUGGAGUACGCGCCAGCGCUGGACAGUGUGAGCUGCCCAGAGCGUAUUACAUGGCUGGAAGGAACAGAGGCCUCGCUGAGCUGUGUGGCACAGGGGGUGCCGCCACCCACCGUGAGCUGUGUGCGCUCUGGGGCGGCGGAGGCCAUCGAGGGCUUGCUGCACGUGGCCCGGGAGCACGCAGGCACCUACCGCUGUGAAGCCACCAAUUCUCGAGGCUCUGCGGCCAAAACUGUGGCCAUCACGGUGGAAUAUGGCCCCAGUUUUGAGGAGCUGAGCUGCCCCAGCAAUUGGACGUGGGUGGAAGGAUCUGGACGGCUGUUUUCUUGUGAGGUUGAUGGGAAGCCGCAGCCACGGGUGGAGUGCGUUGGCUCCAGGGGCACCACCGAGAGGGUGCUGCUGCCGCUGGCACCCCCAGACCCUAGUCCCAGAGCUCCCAGCAUCCCUAGUGAACCUGCCUCUGGUAUCUACACCUGCAAUGCCACCAACCAGCACGGCUCCAUGGUCAAGAUGGUGGCCGUGAGCGUGGAGUCGCCUCCGAAAAUGGAUGAGUCCACCUGCCCGAGUCACCAGACGUGGCUGGAAGGGGCCGAGGCUGUCGGGCCAGCCUGCGCUGCCCUGGGUCGCCCCUCCCCACAAGUGAGCUGCUCCCGGGAGGGUGGCCCCUGGCCUCAGCGGAUACACGUGUCCCGACAGGAUGCGGGCACCUACCUCUGCUUAGCCACCAAUGCGCACGGCACUGACACCCGGACCAUCACCGUGGGCGUGGAAUACCGACCAGUGGUGGCCGAGCUGGCCGCCUCGCCUCCAGGAGGUGUGCGGCCAGGUGGGAACUUCACGUUGACCUGCCGCGCGGAGGCCUGGCCCCCCGCCCAGAUCAGCUGGCGCGCCCCCCCGGGGGCGCUCAACAUCGGCCUGUCCAGCAACAACAGCACACUGAGCGUGGCAGGCGCCCUGGGUAGCCACGGAGGAGAGUACGAGUGCGCGGCCACCAAUGCGCACGGGCGCCACGCGCGGCGCAUCACCGUGCGUGUUACUGGUCCGUGGCUGUGGGUCGCCGUGGGCGGUGCCCUGGGGGGCGCAGCGCUGCUGGCCGCAGGGGCUGGCCUGGCCUUCUACGUGCAGUCCACCGCCUGCAAGAAGGGCGAGUAUAACGUGCAGGAGGCCGAGAGCUCGGGCGAGGCUGUCUGUCUCAACGGUGCGGGUGGUGGCACAGGUGGAAAUGACAGCGCCCAAGGUGGAACGGAACCUGAUGGUACCGCAGAGACGCCUGCGGGGGGCGAGGUCUUCUCCAUCCAGCUGACAUCAGCGUGAGCCCACUACCCUCUCCCCGCAGGCCGGGGGAUGCCCCCCAGACACAUACGGGGGCUUAUUUAUUGUUCUAUUUAUUCAUUUAUUUAUGUAUUCAACUCCAGGAUGUCACCCCCAUUUUCUAACCCUCCCAAUAAAGUUUUUAUAAAGGACUCUG